This is a messenger RNA of Trematosphaeria pertusa, 1325 nucleotides long. RefSeq names its product NAD(P)-binding protein. Gene Ontology annotation, molecular function: oxidoreductase activity. NCBI's taxonomy places the organism in Eukaryota, Fungi, Ascomycota, Dothideomycetes, Pleosporales, Trematosphaeriaceae. The record is from RefSeq and is a predicted model, not a curated record. The transcript has 3 exons. Bases 47 to 934 code for a protein of 295 amino acids.
UUUUAAGCUUUUUGGUGUCUCACUCAGCUACACACGUGAAUACAACAUGGGUCUCGACGCUGCUUCGCUCUUUAACGUCAAUGGCAUGGUCGCCAUAAUCACCGGCGGCAGCUCUGGUAUUGGCGUCACUUGGGCUCAUGCUCUUGAUCAAAAUGGCGCUGCCAAGGUCUUCAUUCUGGGUCGCCGAGAAAACAAGUUAAAAGAGGUUGCAGCCGCUGCGAAAAACAAAACCCUCAUUCCUAUCGUAUGCGACUGCAGCAAGAAAGAGUCUCUGCAAGCUGCCGCAGCACAAAUCGAGAAACAAACACCAUUCAUCAACCUCCUCAUUGCCAACGCAGGCGUGCUCUGCAAGGCCACUGGUCUGAUUCCGCGCCCGGAAGGUACGACGGUGGAACAAGUGGCGCAAGACUUGUGGGAGAAGACGACGUGGGAGGACGCAGACAACUGCCUUGCUACCAAUAUCGCCGGAUCAUACUUCACCUUCAUUGCUUUUCUGAAACUGCUGGGCGCUGGUAACGAGCACCCUGACAGUAAAUGGAAAGGACUCGUCCAAAGCCAGUUCAUCACGAACAGCAGCUCUAGCGCCCUGUGGCGCGGUGAAGAACCCGCCUACAUGUAUAAUGCAAGCAAAUCUGCGCUCAUUAAUCUGACGAAGAAUAUCGCAACGGCGUUUGCGAAAUACGGCAUUCGAGCCAACUCUAUUGCUCCGGGCUUGUUCCUUACUGAGAUCAACGAGAACGAUUUCCCACGGGAUCCGGAUCCUAAGCUUCCAGGUAGUUACCCGGCCUCGUGGCUGCCUGCUACUCGAGCUGGCGAUGACGAGGAUAUCGCAGGAGUUCUGCUGUUUUUGGCGUCUCGGGCAGGUGCCUAUAUUAACGGUUGCGUAUUGCUCACAGAUGGUGGAAUGGUCUCUACUAAGCCAGGCUCUUACUAAGCAUCACAAUGGCGUGGUUGUUUCAUAUCACCUAUCGUUGAUGAGGAAUGAGGCUGGAAUGAGAAGUUGUCAGAGGGACCACACAUAGCUCGGAAGAAUUUCUGUAUUCGCGCGGGAAAGACAACGCAUGGCUCAUGAAAUACCACAGGUGAACAUGCCACGGAGAGCUUUGGCGGCCCUUCUAUCUGUCAUGCGCAGUACGAGGAAUCCUGAAGCACUGGGGCUAGUGUCCGGCCAUUGGAUCAUGACCAUGGCCAGAAGCUCCUCACGCAGAUGAUAUUCACGUUCAUUAAGAGCGGUAAGCCGAGAGACUUCUCGGUUUGUGCGUCUGUGGUGUUGUUCAAGGUGUAAACUUCUGGCAUUUACACCACAAGGCGCCUUUUCAUUCAUC